CCAAGCGCGGGAGCAAGUAGGCAGCCGUCUACGAAACAGCGUCGGAGUAUUUAUCAAGUACGCCACAGCUCUCACGUACUGUGUGCUGACUCCGAUACAUUUUUAUAUUUUAACAACCGGUUUUAUCUUUUACAACUGAAAUUCGGACUAAAAUACAUAGACGGAGUGUUUAUAGUUUAUUUAUUUUGUGUGCUAAUUGUGAAAAUGAUUAUUUUUAUUACGCUGUUUGCAGUACUUAGCUGUAUAUUGUAAAUAUAGCUGUACUCAAACAGAUUCGGAAGCAGCGUGUUGUGUGAAGGAUGGAGGAUACAAAAACUAAGAGUGUUGAAGAGGACCGAACCUGUAGCUGGAAGCAGUAUGCUCUACCACUUAUACUUAGUCUACCAUUCAUUAAUCACGGAGUCGAGGCCAACACCCUGACAAUAUCCUCUCACUCAGGACACUUCACCUCUUACUAUGACGUUCCACUCAGCACCACGCUUUUGGUCCUCGGAGCCGCCAUCAGCGCCCCAAUACACUCCUGGAGUCUCGACCGGCUCGGAAGAAAGUUUGGUAUUUAUACCAUUAUUAUGUUGCAAGGGAUUUGCUGUAUUCCUCUACUCUUGACACCAAACGAAGUCGCUUUCAUCAUCCUUCACUUCCUAGCCGGAAUUACACAAGCUGGAUUAUUCAUCAUCAUACCAGUAUAUGUGAAGGAAAUAUCACCAAAGCAAUCGCGGGGUUCAAUGGUAUCACUGAUGAUGAUGUUGAUACCACUCGGUUACUUGUCGAGGCUGGUGUUGAAUAAAGAAGAGAUGAUGUACACAAUGACAGCGCUGGUAUUGAUGGAGUUAGUAUCAGUAUUUCUGGUGAUUGAAUCACCGAGUUAUUUGGUAAAGGCUGGUAAGCUAGAGAAAGCUAAAAUAAACAUUGCGAAAUUGAAGUGUCUCACUGAAGAAGACAGCAGUGUGUUGAAUGAACUGAACAGACUGAGAGAUGAAAGUGAACGAGCUAAAUCAAAUGGAAAUUUAACGAUCUUGAGAAUAUUGAAAAAUAAAAUAUGGCUCGACUCAAUGAAAAUAGGUUUCGUCCUGUACUCUGUUACCAUACUUUGUGGCUCAGUCAUAUUCUUGGACCAGAACAAGACACUCAUCCAACUUAAAACACAGACUGAUCCAAAAAAUAUUCUGAUACCACUUUCAAUGUUUACUGGUGGUACCACCACUGUGGUACUUAUCAAAUUUUUUGAGAGAAAAUAUCUGCUAACUUUCGGCUACGCACUAAUGGUUCUCUCGAUGGGAGUGUUGGCUGUAUUCACGCAAGCUGAUCUAACCGUGACGUCAACAAGAUGGCUGCCGGUGACGUCAUUGGGCAUAUUGGUCUUCGCCUACGGAAUGGUGUGGGCUCUACCGAUAGUAAUUAUGGUUGAAAUGCUAAACUUUGAGGUCGCUGCAACGCUUCUAGGAUUCACCUACACAUACUCAGAAAUACUCCGCUUGGUUCAUAUUCAUACCAUCAAAUAUUUCGAGGACCUGAUGGGCGUACAUGCACUGUUUUACACAUUUGCUGGUAUCAACUUGUUGGCUGCGGUGUAUUGUGUCAUGGCUGUUCCUGACAUCAAAGAUAAGUCUACAAAACAAAUUGAACAACAGCUGAAAAGGAUACCUAUAUUGAAAAUGUAAAAUAAAGCCGUAUUAACGACACUUUUAGUUUUGCUCUUAAAUUUAUAACUGAUUAGAUUAUUUAAGUCAUAUAUUUUAUCAUUUACA
Messenger RNA from Leptidea sinapis, 1748 nucleotides. RefSeq names its product putative metabolite transport protein YwtG. Lineage: Eukaryota; Metazoa; Arthropoda; Insecta; Lepidoptera; Pieridae. Gene Ontology annotation, cellular component: membrane. Gene Ontology annotation, molecular function: transmembrane transporter activity. Gene Ontology annotation, biological process: transmembrane transport. The transcript is spliced from 8 exons. The coding region runs from base 300 to 1661 and encodes 453 amino acids. The record is from RefSeq and is a predicted model, not a curated record.